AUGAAUGCGGAACAGUGUCUCAUUCGAGGAACCCUCGAAAAGAACCUCACAUCGACUCUCUUUCCGGCAUCUUUACCGCAUAGAAAACUGCUCGUUCGCAACUUUGUGUGCAAUCUAAGAGAUGAUUGCGGUAAAGAUGCCGGGAAGAUUGACGCUGCAGCAGAGAAUCACUACGGCUCUCUUUUACCGGCAUCUUUACCGCAUAGAAAGCUGCUCGUUCGCAACUUUGUGUGCAAUCUAAGAGAUGAUUGCGGUAAAGAUGCCGGGAAGAUUGAUGCUGCAGCCCCAGGCCGCACUCAGAUUUCAUCCCGCUACACAAUUGUUCAUCCAACAACUGUCAUAGAGGUUGAAAUUUUCGACCAGAAGUGA
Trichomonas vaginalis G3 is the source of this 369-nucleotide messenger RNA. RefSeq lists its product as uncharacterized. The coding region runs from base 1 to 369 and encodes 122 amino acids. The transcript has a single exon. NCBI's taxonomy places the organism in Eukaryota, Parabasalia, Trichomonadida, Trichomonadidae. The record is from RefSeq and is a predicted model, not a curated record.